Messenger RNA from Cucurbita maxima (winter squash), 610 nucleotides. Its product is annotated as immediate early response 3-interacting protein 1-like. The coding region runs from base 24 to 257 and encodes 77 amino acids. The record is from RefSeq and is a predicted model, not a curated record. Gene Ontology annotation, biological process: endoplasmic reticulum to Golgi vesicle-mediated transport. Gene Ontology annotation, cellular component: COPII-coated ER to Golgi transport vesicle; endoplasmic reticulum membrane; Golgi membrane. The transcript is spliced from 2 exons. NCBI's taxonomy places the organism in Eukaryota, Viridiplantae, Streptophyta, Magnoliopsida, Cucurbitales, Cucurbitaceae.
GUUCUUUGCAACACAGAUAAUAAAUGGGAUUGUGGACACUUCUAGAAGGCUGCCUGCUACUCGCCAAUGCUCUAGCGAUUCUAAACGAAGAUCGGUUUCUUGCUCCUAGAGGAUGGAGCUUCUCAGACUUCUCAGGCGGCAGAACCAAGUCAUUCAGGGGGCAGCUUAUAGGGCUUAUCUAUGCAACACAAUAUUUAAGAGUUCCUCUCAUGAUGCUCAAUGUCAUCUGCAUCUUUGUCAAAUUGGUAUCAGGAUGAUAACUACCGUUAAGGCAGGUAAAUAGCUCGACAGAUAGGGAGAGAGGCGCUGAAAUCGUUCGUUCCUAUUGGGUCGUGUAUGGCAGCUGGUAGAGAUGAAUAAAGGCAGGCCGGUUCAAUGAGACCCAUUCUCUUAAUAGGCAGCAAAGCAUAAUAGGAAAGGGGCCGAGUGAUGAAUGCCUUUUUAGCCUUUUUCUAAAGACUCUAAUGUGAAGCUAUCAUGGCUCGCUACAUACAAGUAUAGCCAUGAAUCCCUUCUUACUUCAUGUUGGCGUUAUCUUCUCUUACGAAAUAUUACAAAUGCAUUAGAUAAAAUGGAGUCAUUUAGAAGUAUUAACAAACCGUUAGAAUAA